AUGCUUGCUACCGCCCCGAACCGCGGCAUCGUGUCGUUCUUCUUGAGCUUCCUGCUCUGCUAUGUGGUAAUCGCCCUCUACUUGCGAUCCAAAUGCUAUCGCGACCCAUCUUCCUUGUUCUUUAGACCCGAAUCUGCCCGCGUCCUGACGUAUUCUUCCUUUCGCAAAGCGCAAGCUCGGAAGUAUGCAGAUCUUGCUGCACUGCAUACACCGACAAAAUGGGCCGUCAACUCCACCGCUCCCGAGUUUUGUAUCGGCGUUAGCUCGGUGAGCCGGCAUGGUUUCUCCUAUCUAAAAGAAACUCUCGGGUCGGUGCUAGAAGGCUUAGAUGAACUUGAACGUCAACGGAUUUACCUCGUUGUUUUCCUAGCCCACACCGACCAGUCCCAGCACGAAGAUUUUAAUCAACCCUGGUUGCUCAACAUAGCUGACGAUCUUCCGACGUAUCCAGACGACCCAGAAACCCUCGAACUCGUACGCCAACUUGAGACGAAGGGCGACUACGAAGCUCACGCCCGAAAGCAAAAGAUUGAUUACACAGUCUUGUUAAGCGAGUGCGCCAGAGUCGAUGCUAAAUACACUAUGACCUUAGAGGACGACGUGAUCGCUUUGGAUGGUUGGUAUCACCGAGCUCUCGGCGCUUUGCAUACUGCUGCGAGAAAAACGCGGGAGCUCGGACGAGAUAGUUUCCUUUACCUGCGUAUCUUUUACGACGGUCGGCUCCUCGGCUGGAAUAGCGAGGAAUGGCCAUUAUACGUCGAGUUAAGCAUGUCGAUACUCAUUAUCGAAAUCUUCAUUCUGAUGAGUCUUCGCUGGCGUAUCGCCACGAUGCGUAAAACUCUGACCCUUCCGGUCCUAAUGCUGCUCUGCGGGGUCUGCACUCCUAUGCUGAUCGGCCUGUUCUUCGCAGCUGGUCGCAAUUGCAUGCUGCCAAAAAGCCCCGGGGUUCACCUUAUGCAUAAGUACGGCUGUUGCGCGCAAGGGCUCAUAUAUCCCCAGUAUCAAGUACUCAAUCACUUGCUUCCUUUAUACCGGGGGACUCACGAUACCCACGCCGCCGUCGACACGUUCCUCGAGGAUUGGGCUAACAAUCACGACAGUCUGCGUUGGGCGGUCACCCCUGUCCUGAUUCAGCAUGUCGGAGGCAAAAGUUCUCAUGGCGCCGGCGACCAGGAACUGGGCUCGCUUACCGACGACAUGCCGUUUGAUUAUUCAUUUGAAAUGAACGACCCGAUUAAGCUCGCUAAAGAGCAUCAGACAUGGCUUGCGGAGAUGUCGAUACGAGAAGCCACAGCUGAUCCUAAAAUGGCUCUGCUGAAUCCAUAA
Molecule: messenger RNA, 1326 nt
Organism: Daldinia caldariorum
Lineage: Eukaryota; Fungi; Ascomycota; Sordariomycetes; Xylariales; Hypoxylaceae
Exons: 2
Coding region: 1-1326 (441 amino acids)
Biological process (GO): GPI anchor biosynthetic process
Cellular component (GO): Golgi membrane
Molecular function (GO): glycosyltransferase activity
Source: RefSeq, a predicted model, not a curated record